Mytilus californianus (California mussel) is the source of this 7179-nucleotide messenger RNA. Its product is annotated as peroxisome assembly protein 26-like. Gene Ontology annotation, molecular function: ATPase binding; protein-containing complex binding. Gene Ontology annotation, cellular component: peroxisomal membrane; peroxisome. The coding region runs from base 7 to 888 and encodes 293 amino acids. The record is from RefSeq and is a predicted model, not a curated record. NCBI's taxonomy places the organism in Eukaryota, Metazoa, Mollusca, Bivalvia, Mytilida, Mytilidae. Gene Ontology annotation, biological process: protein import into peroxisome membrane; protein import into peroxisome matrix. The transcript has 5 exons.
UGUAAAAUGGCUUCCAAAGAAAUCGGUCCCAGAAAUAGUGAUCAUUCGACGAUUCAUGCAAAUAUUGAAUCAGCAAAACAGUGUUUGGAUCUUGCCAGGGAACGGUUGCUUUUCAAACACUUUGAUGAUUGUAUCAAAACAUGCGAAAGAGGCAUAGUAAAAGCUAAAUUAGAAUAUAAUGGGAGUCCUGAUAUUGUAGAAGCACUAUGCAUUGUUGGAAUACAGGCCUAUGCAGAGCUAAAUCAUUGGCAACAGGUUCUUCCUUAUGUACAGAAUGUGUAUACAAGUAUUGAAGAAUGUCCAUUUAGAGUAGUUCAGCUAUGUGUAUUACUUCAUGCCAAAGUAGAAGAGUAUUCACAGUGUUAUGCAAUUGCUAGCAUUUGGCUGAAAGAUGUCAAAAACCAGAAUGAUCCCGAUUACUUGACAUUAGUUGAAUUAUACAUAUUAAAUGUUUUGGUUCCAAGACAACAAUACAAUCUCAUUGAACCUUUUGUGGAAGCUUGUCCAGGGCUGAAUUAUGAACAGAGGAAAAUGUUGUGCAAUAAUUAUAAAACUUUUGAAUUUAUAUCCUCUUCAAAUCAGGAGAAUCCUGAAAAUGAAUAUAGUACAACAGGGGAGAUAAUCAAGAAACAAACUCCAAAUGUUGUAAAAGAUUCUUGGCUAAUGGAGGUUAUAAAGAAUAUAAAGUUUGCCAUAUUUGGCAGUGCACCAUUAUACAGCUUUAAACUCAUCAAGAUGACCAUUCUUGCUGUGUGUCUAUAUUUAGUAACAAUAGGUCAUCAAAGAGGAUUUCUGACAAGCAAUUUCAGCAAAGUUGGAAUACUGUUUCAAGGAAUGGUUAAAGUAUUCAAGUCACUGUUUGGACCAGUGAGUUAUACAAUGAGAUGAAGAGAGAAAAAAGUCAUCUACGUUGUUAUGUAUCACUUUAUUCAAGUAUGGAUGCAAGCUUAAAUGUCAUAGUGGAGAGAAAAAGUCAUCUGUGUUGUUAUGUAUCACUUUAUUCAAGUAUGGAUGCAAGCUUAAAUGUCACAGUGGAGAGAAAAAGUCAUCUGUGUUGUUAUGUAUCACUUUAUUCAAGUAUGGAUGCAAGCUUAAAUGUCAUAGUGGAGAGAAAAAGUCAUCUGUGUUGUUAUGUUUCACUUUAUUCAAGUAUGGAUGCAAGCUUAAAUGUCACAGUGGUAUGACAGGUGCUAUGAAGAUCAUCCUAAAUGUGUCAAAAUACUGUCAACUCUUAACAUGUAAAACUUAGGAGACAGUGUGCUUUACCUUAUUCAGAAUAAGUGUACUUUACGUUAUUCAGAAUUAGUGUUCUUAACCUUAUUCAGAAUUAGUGUACUUAACCUUAUUCAGAAUUAGUGUACUUAACCUUAUUCAGAAUUAGUGUGCUUUACCUUAUUCAGAAUUUAAAAUUUUGUAAUGUAUUACAAAAAUGUUCAUGGGGUUAAGAGAAAUAUUGAUUUUGUAUUAUAGAUAAAUGACAUUGUUACUUACUGUGGACACUUCUAUUUUCAAGGGUACCAAAUUUCGAGGAUGCAGGAAAAAUUGCAUUUUAGUGGGUACUUGAAUUCAUGGUUUUCACAAUAAAUUUCAUAUCAAAUGAUACAAAAUAAUCCAUUUAAAUACAACCCUAAUACAAAAUUUUGAUAAUCAUAAACAGAAAGUUAAAAAAUACUUCAAUGUACUUGAAGGUACAUGUACCUGUUAAGGUAGAUAGGGUGUCUUCCUCCAUCUUGGAUUCUGAAAAAGCAGAUAACAAUCGGUCCAGAUCUUUAAUGAAAUGUGCAAAUUUCGAGAGUAGUAUGUAAUUCAUGUGUAAGAUUUUUCAUUUUAAUAUAGAAAAUUAUGUGUUUUAUCAUAUUUACAGCUGUAUGUUACAAAAAUCAGAUGAUUUUUGUUUUAAUCAUUUUUCUUAAAUUUUGCCAUAUAAGGGUAGAUAACUCAGAUACAAGGAGAGAUAACUCGAUAAAGUAACUUUUGUAAUAGAAUGUGUUGUGAAUUAACCUAUUUUAUUAUGUAGCAAGAAAACAAGUCCCGUGACCCCAUUAUUUCUUUUUCUUAUCUGAAAGCAUAUUAUUAGAGCUAUAUUCUGAUAUUUUAUCUUAAAAUUCUAUGGUGCAGUUUUCUUUUUAUCACCCAAAUUUGGGUUUUCCAUGCAUAAUCUAUACAAAAUCUGACAAUUUUGCGCAACCCGUAGCGUGAAAAAAAGCACAGUGACCCAUACUUUUUAUUAUAUUUUUGAAAAAAGCAUGAUAUAAACUUCAUUUUGACAAAUUAUCUAAAAUUCUAUGGAUUUAAAUUAUGACCCCCAUCUACCUUAAGUACUGAGACCUUGCUUAAUCAGUCAAGAAUCAAACAGAUUUUUAAGUCCAUAUACACAUGUACAUUAUUUAAUUUGUUUAUAUGACAAUAAAGAUUAUUAUUAUUUGUUCUCACAAUGUAGGAUAGUUGUGUGAACAAUUUAUUUUUUUUUAGUCAGAAUCUUGCCAAACAAAACAAGGUGUUUUUUAAAUUACAUUGUUACUUGGUAUUUACUGUUGAUAAACAUUAAAUCAUGAUUAAAUUGACAGCUUUUUCUUUCACUGCAUCAUUUGGAAAUGUUUAAAAUUUACAACUGGUUGUUAUUUAUAUUAUAUACAAUUUAUUAAUAAGUGCUUCCUUUUUAGCUCAAAUAGUCAAAAGGGUUAGUUUAUCUGUAACUUUGAUAUGGUGUUAGUUUUUUAUCAUUUGUUAUUAACCGAAUUUUCGAAGGAAAUAUCGGUUAUUAAAAUGGUGAUGUACGGCGGGUGGCUGGGCGGAUCUAUGGGUGGCUGCCAAACAGUGUCAGCACAAUAACAUGAAAACGCUUUAACAAAUUUUUUUCAAAUUUAAAUAUGUUGUAUCCUGGGACUUAAUGAAGGGCUAGUUCAAUUUUCAAGAUAUUAGUAUAUCUCCUUUGUGAGUUAUCGUUAUUUUUAAUAUCCAAAAGUGGAAUUUUUAAAUAUUUUACUCUUGUUAUUUUUUUCAUGACUAAGCAUAAUGUCUUAUCUCACAAUAAAAAUUGUAGUGACAGAUUUAUUUGAAAAUUAUCUAUUUCCUAAGUGGUAAUGAUUAUAAGCUAUAUUAUUAGACAUUUUAAAGUUAAUUACAUUAUUAAUUAUUAACUAGAUCUGGGUUAUAUCUUAGCAUAUAAUAUCAUUGGAGACAAUUUUGGAGUGACAGAUUUAUUUGAAAAUUUUCUGUUUCCUGAUAAGAUCUGUAGGACUGUAUAUAUAAAGUUUGAAAUUUACUAGUAGGACUGUAUAAAUGAAAUUUGAAAUUUAUUAGACAUUUUGUAGAUAUUUAAGUCUCCCUAAACCAUAUAUAUUCUUACCCCCACCCCUUUCAAUUUGAGAAUGUGCUUUUAUCUUUUUUUGUAAAUGGUUGAGAUCCCCACCCCUAAAUCAUAUAUAUUCUUGUAUGGGACAAUAAAACAAAUCAAAUGAAAUAUUUGGGGAGUCCCCAGGUUCACCCCCACCCCCUACUUUUUGAAAACUUGUAAACAGUCAAGAUCCCAACCCUGAAACCAUAUAUAUUCUUGUAUAUGACAACAAAACAAAUCAAAUGAAAUAAAAAGGCCAGUCCCCUGGGGUCACCCCCACCCCCUCCUGUUUGAGAACUUGUAAAUGGGUGAGAUCCCCACCCCUAAACCAUAUACCGUAUAGCGGGUUAUUUUCGCGGGGUGUUUAUUUUCGCUUAUUUUGGCGGGUCAGGAGAAAUCGCGAAAAUAAAUUCAGCGAAAAUUUAUGCAUACGUUCGAUACUUUCUAAUAGCUAAAGCGUUUUGUAAACUAUCUAUUUUCCCUGUUUGACGGAUCAAUAACGGUUUAUGUUAAUUUAAACAAUAUAAAUGCCAAAUGCCAUUGUUCACUGGCUAUCAGGUUUUAAUUAUUUUUGGGUUACAUUAUAAAAUAAAUAAUGAUAUAAGAGUGUAAGGUACGCUUGUCAGGUAUUUUAUCCUUAUGAAUAAGUGUCAAAUUAUAUAAGAGUUGCAAGUCACUCAUGAUAAAUUUAUAAUCUAAUUAGUACUUCAAAGGUCCGGUCAAUUUCGUAACUAAUCAACUAUUGAUUAACUGUAUCAAAAUAUAAUCAAUAAAUAAGACGACAUGCAGGUAAAACAAUCAUUUAACCAUAACAAUAGACCCGUGUUUGUCAAUUUUGAAAACUUGCAACCAUUUCAGUAAACGCCAAAAUAUUUAAUUGGAAUUAAAGAAUCCACCAAAAUAAAAACCGCCAAAAUUUUUCGUAUACUUUGUUGCCCCAAAAUCGCGAAAUUUUACACCCGCGAAAAUAACCCGCUAUACGGUAUAUUCUUGUACAGGACAAUAACACAAAUCAAAUGAAACAUAGGGGAAGUCCAUGGGGGUCACCCCCACCCGCCUUCUUUUUGAAAACUUGUUAACGGUCAAGAUCCCCUGCCCGAAAGUAUAUAUAUUGUUGUAUGGGACAAUAAAACAAAUCUAAUGAAAUAAAAGGCGAGUCCCCUGGGGUCACCCCACCCCAUCCUGUUUAAGAACUUAUAUAUCGAGAUCCCCACCCUAAACCAUAUAUAUUCUUGAAUGGGACAAUAAAACAAAUCAAAUGAUAAAUAGGGGAAGUCCAUGGGGGUCACCCCCACCCCCUUCUUUUUGAUAACUUGUAAACAGUCGAGAUCCCCACCCCUAAACCAUAUAUAUUCUUGAAUGGGACAAUAAAACAAAUCAAAUGAAAUUGAGGGGGAGUCCCCUGGGGUCACCCCCACCACCCUUUUUUUUUUAAACUUGUCAACGGUCAAAAUCUCCACCCCGAAACCAUAUAUAUUCUUGUAUGGGACAAUCAAACAAAUCAAAUGAAAUACAAGGCGAGUCCUCUGGGGUCACCCCCACCCCUUCCUGUUUAAGAACUUGUAAACAGUCGAGAUCCCCACCCCUAAGCCCAUAUUCUUGUAUGGGACAAUAACACAAAUCAAAUGAAAUAUAGGGGAAGUCCAUGGGGGUCACCCCCACCCCCUUUCUUUUUGAAAACUUGUAACGGUCAAGAUCCACACCCUGAAACUAUAUAUAUAUUCUUGUAUGGGACAAUAAAACAAAACAAAUAAAAAAUAAAAGGCAAGUCCCCUGUGGGUUCUUUGAAAUGGUUAAUCUAAACCUGUAUUUCUUUUCAUUAUUAAUAAGAUAAUACCACAUUGAGGUCCAAAGGGUCCUAAAUUACGCUUUUGAUUAAUUUCAUCAAAAAUUGAAUUGUUUGGUUCUUUGAUAUGCUGAUUCUAGCAAUGUUUGAGUAAAUCAUAUCUAAUUUUAGAGAACUUAGUCAUCACUGGUUGUUGUUAUUAUAUUAUUGAUUAUAAUUUGAAAAAUUGCAUCAUAUCUUAUUUUAGUGAACUAUUUAUCCAGUUUGAGUUAUUUCCCUUUGCACAAAAAAUAUUAUGGAUAAAAUUAACCUGUGUUUCAUUUCAACAUAAAUUAAAUAUAUAUAGGGUUCUUUCAAAUGCUGAAUCUAAACCUGUAUUUAAAUAUUGGAUUUUUGGGCCCAGUUUUCAAGUUGGUCCAAAUAAGGUUUCAAAAUUAAACUUUGUUUGAUUCAACAAAAAAUUAUUUAUGGGGUUCUUUGAAAUGCUGAAUCUAACCAUGUAUUGAGAGAUUUUGGAUUGUGGGCUCCUUUAUCAAAUUGGUCCACAUUGAGGUCCAAAGAAUCUUAAAUUAAACUUUUGUCUGAUUUCAUCAAAAACUAAAUUCUUGGGGUUCUUUGAUAUGCUGAUUCUAAAAUGUACUUAGAUUUUUGAUAUUGGACCAUAAUAGGUAUUUGAAUGUCCAAUUUCAAGUAUUUCAGUUCUUAAACCACAUUCAUUUUGUGUCACAAACCUAUGCUGUGUCAAAUAUUCAAUCACAAUCCAAAUUCAGAGCUGUUUUAAACUUAAAUGUAGUGUCCAUACUUGCUCAACUGUUUAGGGUUCGACCUCUGCAGGAAAAUCCGGUUUGCUGUCACUCUGACAGCCUCUUGUUUCAAUAUAAUUCUCUUCACCAGUUAAGAGCAAACUUAGCAUGAAUUAUCUUAUUGUGUUUUACCUUAGAAAUCUUUGACUGAUGAUUCUGUAAACCAACCUGGUGACCAAUUAGUAACAAAGCAUAUAUAUUUUAGCAGUAUACCAGGAUUACUUCUCAAAUUGGCAUUAAUUUAAGCAGCCUAAGUAACUAUUUUUAUGCCCUUGCUGUAGCGGAGGGGGCUUUAAGUUUUACCCUUGUCCGUCUGUACGUCCCAAAGUUGGUUUCCGUUCUCUAACUUUAGUUUGCCUCAACCAAAUGAAAUGAAACUUAUAUAAAAUGCUUAUUACCACAAAACACAGAUCAAGUUUGAAUUUUUCUUUGGAAAAUACUAAUCCUUUGAGGCAACAAUAUUGUACGAUUGUAUUUUGUAUUAAAAGGGUUUGAGUCCUAUAAAAAAAAUAUCAAAAGAUAGGAAAUUAAUUUUUUUGUUGAUAUGAUAUUACAUUUUUAGGCAUAUUUAAUUAAUUUUACUGAAAGAAUAGUUUUGCUUUCAAUUUCGUUUUUUAACAUUAAAGAUACAUAAUUAUUGCUAAAACCUAGAAGAGUUGGUUUUAAUAUGUUAUGUUAAUAUUUUAUAUAAUCUACAUUAUGGCUUUUCAUCUUAAAAUGAUUCAAUAUAUUAAAUGUAGACUACACAUUUGAUAUAUUGAAUCAUUAUAAGAUGAUAAGCCAUUUUUCAAGUUCAUAUUUUUAUGGCCGCCUUGGAUAAUAAAGGGGCAUUAUAUUUCUUGUCUGUCCAUCCAUUUGUUCGUCCAUCCUGUAUCAGGUUUGGAGUUUUGAAGUCACUUCAACUUGAAACUUAGUAAACUUGUUCACUAUGAAGGGAACUGUUUAAAUUAUAAACCAAAAUGAGGGUUUUGACCAAGAUUUCAUAGUUAACUAAACAUGGAAAUGUGAUAGUGCAAGCAGGGCAUGGUGUCAUAUGUACACAUAUUGUUUGUAUGAUAUAUUUGUACAUAUAAUGUUGCAUAUAUUUUAACAAAGAAAAAGCAAAUGAAUUUGGUUUGUUUUGUAACAUAUCUAGGCUGUGCAAUAAUGUAUAGUAUUGUUGUGAUUUUUUUGUUAGUUUCUUAGUAUUUUUUGUUAAAGAUGUUAAUUGUAAGUACAUUUAUUAUUUUUGUAUUAAACUUUGAUACAUUUGA